UUUUAAACGUGAUAAGAUGUUCGGCACUCACGCAACAAUGAUUGUUUUCGUGCUUUUAAAAGCUUAAAUUUAAAAGUUGUUUGAUUAAAAACACGUAAAAUUUCUAUCGUUUCACAUUAAUUAUAUCUACUCUUAUGUUAUUGUUUUAAUCGUAUUCGUAUUACUUAUAAUUACGUACAGUAGUCGUCUGUAAGUCACUGGAUAAUAUGCUACGUCUAUAAUCGUUCAGACACCAAUGGUUGUGCUUUGAAUAUGUAAUUUUUUACGUUGAUUAAAAUCCGAUUUCUAUAAUAUCAAAAUGAGUACCAAAGUUGAAUUCACUAUAAAACAGAAGACUGCCUAUGAUCCCAAAUGGCUCGGCAUAGAACUUCACGAGGCGUUAGAUGAAAAACGCCUCACUAACUAUUGGAAUGAGAUGAUUGAAGAUUCUGAACUGAUACCUGUGGACAAUAGCAAUUUGUCACAUUUAAAAAAAGAAUCAUCUGGACGGUAUUAUAUUGGUCUUUGGGCAGUAAAUUGCCCGUGUAAAGAUGAUCCAUCUGACAAAGAAUGCAAUUGUAUGUCUUGUAAACUGGAUGAUGAUAAUGAAGUAUUAAAAUCCAAACAAUUGUUUCAAUCUCUUAUGUGGAAACCUAAUUGUAGUAAAGAUGACAUUAAAUCAUUGAUAUCUAUGUUUGCUGCUGAACAAAGAAAACUUUGUGAAGAUAUAUGUUAUUCGACGUUAUUUUUUAACCGAACCCAGCUCAGAAUGGCUAUUGCAUCACGUUAUUUUGGUGCUUUUUAUAGAGAUUCAUUUUUUCAAUCUAAGUCAAACAACCAUAAACAAUCAAUUAUAAUGCACCAAAGUUCUAAACAUUCCAAUAAAAUAGAAAAAAACUCUAAAGAUGAUGAAAAAAUAUCUUUAUUUGCUAAGAUUGGUACACAGACAGCAUUAAACUUCUCAUUUGGAUUUCUAGUAAGCACUUGGCGGUCUGGCAGUAAUUCUGAUCUGUGUACACAAAUGCUUCACGACUCACUUAAAGUAUUGCAAUGUGUUCCUGAUCAUUUUCUUGUCGAUGAAAGUAAUGUUCCUACUUUCUGGAUUGAAACCCUAGAAAGAACAUCAAAGUUCCUAUUUGAAGUUGUUAAUGGAAAUGUUAAUGUAUCUGAAAAAGAAAGUAUCAAUGUAAAUCACAUUCCAAAUACUGAUAGACAGUUUGCUUUAUGUCUUUCAUUAGAACUAGGAUUACAAGGAAAAUCACUGAGCCAGAUAUUACAAUGUGUACUUAUGUUUUUUGAAUUAGGAUCAUGUUGUGAUAAAAUUUACAGUAGUAAUUUAUACAAUUUAUUAACAAUAACACUACGACGCUUAAAUUGGGUAGUCUCAAGAGUUCAAAGUAAUCUCGACUAUGAUUCAAAUAAUUCAAAUAAAGAUAAUGUAACAAAGAGUUUUUUGAAAUUAUAUAGUGAUUCUGAUAAUCCAGAACCUACUGGAAUUAAACAAACAGCUGUUAUGGUUUUAGCAUUUUUAGACCAAAUAGCUGUUACUUAUUUAAAUCUUCAAGAAAAAAACAAUGAAAUUAAAAAUAAACAAAAUAUUGUACAGUAUUGGGGUAAACCAUUCUAUCCUGAAACUAAAAAAAAAGUUAUAUCAACCCUUGAACGUUUGAAUAUUGAAACAGUAGUAUGUUCAAAAAAUGAAAUAUUAGUAGUAACAACUACUGGAAAUCUACAUUUUAUCAGCUAUUCAAUUGAUUCAAUGAAUUUUGAAGAAAAGCAAAUUAUGAAUACACCUGUGAAGUAUGUUGAUGUUUACGAUGAAACAUAUUUAGCGAUAUCUGAAAUAGGAGAAGUGUACUCUUGGGGUGUAAAUGAAUUUGGUGCUCUGGGCCAUGGUCAAAAAUAUUCUUCUUUUUCUACACCAGAACUAAUUUUUGCACUUUCUAAAGUUACAGUGAUAAUGGUUUCAUGUGGAAAAGAUUUCAGUGCUGCUGUAACUGAUUAUGGAAAAUUGUACAUGUGGGGUAAAGUAUUGAAUCAAGGAAAUUGUUGUUAUACUCCAGAAUUAGUUGAUUCUAUAUCAGAAUGGCAUAUUUCUAAUGUUUCAUGUGGAGCAUCUAUUAAUAAUACAUUGGCUUUAUCCAGAGAAGGCUAUGUCUUUUCAUUUGAAUAUAGAAUUCCUGAUAGAAAUUGUGAAGAUAAGUCUUUAAAUGUUAUACCCAGCAUGAUUGUGUUUGAUUAUGAAAUUGUAUCAGUAUACUGUCAUAAUGAUGUAAAUGCUGUAAUUGAUUGUGCUAAUAAUGUAUUUACUUGGGGAAGAGGCGACAACAAUAUGUUAGGUCACAACAAUUCAUUUCGUGUUAAUCGACCAAAAGAAGUUAAAUUUUUAAGUGGGAAACAAGUUACUUCUCUUUCAUUAGCAGAUGAUUACAUACUAGCAUUGACUACUACUGGUCAAGUUUAUUGCUGGGGUCAGUUAGACAAUGAAAAUACUACCCAAUGUAGACCAGUGAAAUGUUUAAUGAAUAGGCAAGUGAAACAAAUUGUUUGCAGUUCAAAUCAAUGUUUUGCCUGGUAUAAUUUUGAAGAAUUUAAUGUUGGAACAUCUACACCAUUCGCAACAGAUUUACAAAUUCAAACAUUGAAUUAUUUGGAACAACUUUUAUCCAAUGAAUUUAAAGAGUACAAAAUGUGUAUUAAUUGGCCUCCAUCUCAACAACAAGAAUGUGUACUAAUAUCAGUAUUACAUUUACUUACUUUACAGUUUCAUUCAAUGAUUAACAAUAAUGUAAAUACUGAGAGUGUUGGACUCAUUGGAAAUUCAAAAUUAUUAUUAAGCAUUCGCCAAAUAGUUACUGAAUUAGCAUCAAAUUCAAAAGUUAUAAAUACUAUUAAAGUAGCUGCUCAAAAUACUUUAAAAAUUGGAUGGCUUAUACUAUUUCAAACUCCUAAUGAAAGAGCAAAUAUGUUAUGUACUAUACUACAACCUUUAAAUUCACCAAAUGAUGAAUCUCAAACAAUUAAUGGCAAUCAAGAAUUCAUGAUUAAUCUUAUUACAAACAGUUUAUUAGGGGACAAUAUCAUACAAACAUUUUUACAAAAAGCUAUUGAACAUGAACACUUUCAAAAUUUUGGAAUCUCUUCACACAAUUUUGAUGAAACAAAUAUAUCUCUUUGUUUUAUAGUAUCUCAGUUACUUAACAAUUAUUUUUCAAGUCUUUCAAUGCAAAUCAAUACAGUUAAAGUAUCUACAAAAGAUUGCAAUCAAUCUCCUAGUUUAAAAUUUAUUAUGACUUUUCAAAGACUAUUAAUAUUAUCAAUAUACCGCCGAAAAAGAAAUAAAGAUAAUAAAAGUAAUAAAUGCUAUUGGGAAUCAGGUGAGGAUAAAGGAUCUGAAAUGUUGCUUUCAAAGUAUUUAUGUCAUUUUGUCAAAUGUGCUUGUCAAGUUAUUAAAUUAGCAAAUCAUGUAGCUUCUCGGAGUUCUAAACAUUAUCAAAUUAUUACUAAAGUUAUAAGCGCUAAUGGAUUUGACAAAUUAUUUAUGGAACUAUUAAUAAGUUUAAUUAUGGUCCAUCAAAAAACACCUUUAUUUUUGCGAAAUAUUGAUUGGUUCAAUAUUUUCAUACCUUUACUUAAUUCUUUGGACACAUUUAAUUCAAUGACUCCAAAUUUAGAACGUGAAGAAGAUGAUAAUUUGUCUUGGCCUGGUUUUUCAAGCUACACUUGUAAUACAUGGUAUAAAAAUGUUGAUGAUGUCUUAUUGAUUCGAAAGGCUGAUUUAGAGAACCAUAAUAGAAAUGGAGGGCACUGGGUAGUAUACAAUAAAAAAGUCUAUGAUGUUUUAGAAACUAGAUCUAAUGAAAUGAGUUAUUCAUUUUCUACCAUGCUACAUUCUUCUUCUAUAUAUGAACAUGUGUUGGCUGAAAUGCCCGAAGAAACUUUGCAGUCUUGUUUUGUUGGAAAUUAUUUGGAUCCUGAUGAAGAUAUUAUUGAACCUAUGGAAUCAAAUCUGUCAGAACCGCUGCUUUUAGAUAUUCAUCGAACUCUUGGUUAUUUGUUGGGGCUCCAUGCUCAUUGGUUAACUUCUUUGUCCCAAUCCCAUUCCAGUUAUCAACAUUUUCAAAGUUGGUUUUCUUUGUUACGAGCUGGUAUUGAUAUUGACAUCAAUAAUAAUUAUGACGAAUGUGCAAAGAUAUUAAUAUUAAUGUAUAAAGAAAAUUGUAAAUCAGUUGAUAGUCAUUUACAAUAUGGACCUGAUCAUCCGGUUGAAGAACUUAUUCAAAUAUUAUCAAGAGUACUAGUGAAACAUUUAAAUUUAAAUAAAACUGAAAUUAAUGCUAAAGAUAAAUCAAUACCGUUUGAGAUCAUUUUUAAAAUUUUUGGUCAAGUUAAAAUUCAAAUCCUUAAAAUAAAACAAGAUAUGAAUCUGAAUUAUAAAGAAACUUGUUCACCUAUUUUGGAUCGUUGCUGGUUUUUACUUAAUGAGUUAAGCCCAAUUAUAUCUUCUAAAGUGAUUGCUGCUCAAAAGUUACCUAUUAUUAAAGCUGAAUCUCGAUGGAAAACUGUCAUUAAUUCUGUAGUUUCAAGUAUAAAAACAAAAAAAAAUGUUAGAAAUCAUAAAGCUCGAAAUCAAUAUCAUCCACUUCAAAAUAAUUCAAAUGAAGAAGAAGACAAGAAAAAGAUUAUUUCAAUGUCCAAUGUGAAAUAUGUACCAAUGAAAAAUAAUUUCAAAAAAGGACUUAAUGAAGAAAUAAAAGAUGCGAAUGAUACAGAGUUGAUUACUAAUGUAAAUAAUUGUAUGGAAAUUAGUAAAACUAUUUUAUCUUUCAUAUUAUCAAAUGUUGAUAUUCAAGAAUUAAGAAAUUUACUUCGUUCGGAAGUUGAUAGAUGUAAUUUAAUACAAACUGGUUAUGAACUUAUAUAUAAAUUAUUUAAAACUCCUACCUCAAUUAGUUCUGUUAAGUAUAGUAUUAUAUCUGGCUGGCUGUCUGUAUUGCCUAAUAGUCAUAUAUCAAGAAACAAUAAUGAAGUUGAAUUUGUAUCAGUUACUUAUAAACUGAAACUUUUAAUUGCUAAAUGUGAUUUCAUGAGAUGUGCUUUAGAACAAAUUAAAUUGCUUGUUUCUCAAAUAAGAGAAAUUCAAAAAUCUUUAGGGAUUCGAGAUAAAGUAGCGACUGUUAAAAAAAUGACUUGGUGCCGAUUUGCUAUAGCAACAUUUGGAUCAAUAACCCAAAUUUUAAAUGGCAAAGAGUCUAGUCUGUUGAUAAAUUCUAGCAUAUUAUCAGUCAUUAACUCUAUUAUAAACACCUUAGAUCUUGCUGCAAAACGGCCAAUUGAAAAAAUGAAUACAAAACAAAUUAUCUAUGAAGAAGAUUUAAAUAAAAUUAAGUGUUUACAAGGAGCUGAUAUCAUACCUUACUUAAAAUUAGGUACUAAGGUUGUUCGUGGUGAAGAUUGGAAAUGGGAUAAUCAAGAUGGUUUGCCUCCUGGUGAAGGUCAAAUUGUUAGUAAAAUUGGUGAUGAUGGUUGGAUUAGAGUACUUUGGGAUCAUGGAGUUUCUAACUCCUAUAGAAUGGGUAAAGAAGGGAAAUUUGACCUAAAACUAGCACCUGGUUUGGAUGCUGGAGAUGAAGAAGAAUCUGAUUGUAAUGUUUCUUGUACAAAUAAUGGUGAAAUUCAUGAAAAUUCUACAGAAAACCCAUUUGAUAUACUCAAAUGUGUUAUGAUAAAAUUUCUUAAUUGUCUUGCAUUGUCUAGUGCUACUACUUCGAUUAAAAAUGAAAAUUCAAUUCAAAUUCUUUCAAAAUAUUAUUACAAUACAUUAGAAAAAGUCUAUUUAAGCUCAAAUGUUUCAAAUGCUAUACUCUUUCAUUCUGAAUGGAUUAAUAUUCCUCUAUUAAAAAUAAUUUCAAAAAUAUCUGAUGAGUAUAAACAGCAAUUUGCAUGUAAACAAUGGAUUGACAUGCUAUUAUCAAUUAUUUCUCAUUCACCUACAGUAACUUCCAGUUUGACCAUUCAGGUUCAAACUAUACAAUUAAUUAAUAUUUUGGUUACAUCUAAAAUAACUGAUUUGACAACUGUUAAAUCUGUAGUUGAAACUCUUAUGGAAGUUAUUGGUUCAUCAGUACUACAAAGUAACUCAAAAUAUGAUGUUAUCGAUGGUAAACCAUCAGUGCCUUUAACAGCUUCAUGUAUGAACACCAUUGCUGAAGAAUGUAUUCUAUUAUUGCGUACACUAUAUAAUAACCAAUGCAUUAAAAAAAACAAUACUAAUGAUUUGAAAUUUUAUUUUGAUUCUCUAAUUGUUUUAAAUCUGAUAUCAGCUACAGAUUAUCUGGCCAAUCCAUCACUAGAAAAAAAUGUUUUUAAAUUACAUGGUUUGUCAUACAGAGCAAUGGCAUCAUUAAUGAUUAUUGGUGGUUUUGAUAACCGACCCAGGAUUGGAGGAAAUGUAUUAAUUAAAGGAGAGAUGGAAGCUUCUGUUAUGAAUAUUGAGAGAAAAGGGAAACUGAAAGUACUUUUACACAAUACUGGAAAAAUUGAAAGUUUUUUCAUCAAAGAUGUUGAUCAUAUUUCUAGCUGUAAAAUGUCUAUGGACUUUAUAACAGAUUCUAUGAUUGAUACAUGGACAACAUUGUUAUCUGCAAUUAUUACUAAUCAAAGUUUUAAAACUAUUACAGGAGAAAUGGUUAAUGAGUCUCUUCUUUGUUAUCAAAAAACAUUAUUAGCUGGUAUGAAAGUGGUUAGUGCUCUAUUACAAAAUCAAGUAUUACUUCGUAAGAUUCUUACUAAACUGACAAUAAGUGAUGGAAAGUCUAAAAACUUGUUUCAAUUAAUAUUAUCAAAAGCAGUUCAACCAUCUCCUGUAAAACCAGAAUACUCAAAAAAAGAAUUAGAAGAAGCUGUUAUUAAUAUAACUCAAUACUUAACAGUUGAUAUUCAAUCUAGUUCUGUACGAAAUUUUAAAUGGUCAAAAUAUUUUUCAAAAAGUACAUUAAAUAUGUUAUUAGCCCAAUUAUCUGAUAUGGGUUUCAAUAAACAAAGUGUCUUUAGUGUUAUUGAAGCUCACGGUUAUACAUCUUUAGAUGCAUUAAUUUCCUUAUUAAUGGAAGGAAGAAAUGAAUGUUUAUCAGAUGUUACUGAUACUUUAUCAUCGUAUGAAGACUUUUCAGAUAGAGAUGAGUCUUCAGCAACAGAAGAAUGUCCUGAAAAUCCUGUCUCUGAUGAAAAAGUAAUAUUUAAACAUCAAAAUGAUUUUGACACUGCUGAUGAUUAUGCAAAUUAUGUGAAAUAUGCUAUUGAAGAAGGCAUGAUUGUAUGCUGUUGUAGAGAAUAUGAAAGUAUUAAAGUUGGAUGUGAAGGUAAAGUUAUUCAAGUAAUAAAAGAGGGAGGACUUCAUGAUCUCAAUGUCAAGGUAGAGUGGAAAUCUAUUGGUAUUGAGUAUUGGGUACGAUAUAUUCAUAUAGAAUUAAUUGAUUAUGGGACUUCGUCCUAUGCAUGUGAUGCAGUAGAUAAUAAUAAACUUGAAAAAAUUAAAUUACCUCAAGAACUAAAAGAAAAUAAAAAUACUAUAUUACUAUCAAAUCAUCCCAAUAAAGAACAAAUUUCUGAAUUCAUAGCCAAAUGUACUUCAACUGCAGAAGAAAAUCAACUAUCAAACUUAUUUGACUGGAAAUCAAAUAGUUGUUGGACUAGUGAAAAUCCUAAUGGAGUUCAUUGGAUUAAAUUGGAAUUUCAGCCAAAUAUAGUUAUACGUUCUUUUCUAAUCAAACUGGAUGAAGAAAAUGAAAAAUUUAAACCAUUAUUUGUAAUUGUGAAUGCUGGAGACAAUUUUAAUAUGAUGGAAGAAAUAAAUCGAGUGAUUGUUAAUUCUUUAGAUCGCACUUUACAGCUUUUACAUUCAUUAAAUAAGUAUCAUAAAUGUAUUGAAAUAACAAUGCGUACUAACGAAACAAUUUGUGUUAUAACUGGACUAAAAAUUGAUGUAGUAAUAGAAGAUCAUGAAGAAUUUGUUGCAAAUUCAUUAACACCCCAAUUUGACUCUGUACAAGAAUUUCCACCACAACCUGAAAUAGAAACAAAAACUAAAGUUGAUUCUGAAUAUGCUGUAUAUGUUUGGGGUUUAAAUGAUAAGGGACAGCUUGGAGGAUUGAAUGGAUCAAAAAUUAAAAGACCAACAUUUAAUGAAGCACUCACUGCACUAAAGCCAAUUGAAAUUGUUGGUGGAUCAAAAUCCCUUUUUAUUGUUUCCAAUGAGGGAAAAGUUUUUGUUUGUGGAGAUAGUAGUGGAGGUCGACUUGGAAUACAGUUUUGUGGCAAAGUUUGCUUACCACGACAGAUACCUGGUCUAAGCCAGUUUGUUAUUAAAACCGUGGCCGUGCAUUCUGGUGGAAAACAUGCAAUUGCACUGUCACUUGAUGGAAAAGUCUUAUCUUGGGGUGAUGGUGAAGAUGGAAAACUUGGUCAUGGUGAUUGUCUUACUUUGGAUUCCCCAAAAAUAAUUGAGACAUUACUGGCCAAAAGGGUAUUUUAUAUAGCAUGUGGCAGUGCUCAUAGUGCAGCAAUUACCUCUGAUGGUGAACUAUAUACGUGGGGUCAAGGUCAAUAUGGUCGAUUAGGACAUGGUGAUGAAGUAUCCCAAUAUACCCCAAAACUUGUUGAAGAAUUUAUUGGAAAAAAUAUUAUUAAAGUGGCUUGUGGGAGUCGAGAUGCUCAAACUCUUGCUCUAGACUAUGAUGGUAACGUUUAUUCUUGGGGCGAUGGUGAUUUUGGUAAACUUGGUAGAGGUGGAAGUGAUGGUUGUUGUACUCCUCAAAAAGUAGAAAGAUUAGUUGGACACAGAGUUGUGCAAAUAGAAUGCGGUGCCCAAUUUUCAGUUGCACUAACUGCAACUGGCCAGGUGUGGACUUGGGGUAAGGGAGAGUAUUAUAGAUUAGGCUUAGGUAGAGGUGAACAUGUACGAAGACCAACCCUUGUCAAUCAACUGAAAUUGGUUACAAUUGAUCAUAUUGCUGUUGGUACAUUACAUUGUAUUGCUGUAUCUACUCAAGGAGAUGUUUAUUGUUGGGGUGAUAAUGAUCAUGGUCAACAAGGAAAUGGUACAACAAAAGCAAACCAAGAACCAAAAUUAGUUACUAAUUUCAAUAACAUAAAAAUUAAUCGUGUUGGCUGUGGUUCUUCUCAAUCUAUUGCAUGGAAAUGCCCUGAAUUACCCUUAUUAAUGUCUGAUGUACCAGUAAAGUUUGCUCGCAUCAAAGAUUCAAUGGGAGCUACAGUUUUAAAUGAAAAUGCUCAAACUAAAAUGAAAAUUGAAGACUAUCAAAACAAUUGUGAAAAAGAUUCUUUAUCAAGAACUAUAUUAUCAUUAGACUCGGCUGCAGCUAAACAAAAUGCUCUUCAGCAUGUUUUGAAUGCUUUGCGAAUUACUUUAGCUCGAGAAAUUAUACUCGCAGCCCUAUCAUCACCUUCUUAUGAUGAUAUAAAUAUAAACCAUGAAAUAAUUCAAUCAGAUCAAGGUGGAGGUGAAGCACCAGCUCCGAUUGUGGAUGUAAAUCUUUUCCAAUUAAGCAGUGCAAUAACCCCAGAUAGUAUAGAAAACUCAUUACAAAUUCCAUCUUCUCUUACUACAUCAGCUAGUACAUUGUCUUCAAAAGCUACCAACACUAUGUCAAUUGUUGCUGCAACUAUAAAAUCAAAAAAUCAGGUUAUUGGAUUAAAUGAUACAUCGUUACUGGCUCUUAAAACAGUUGAUAGCUUUUUGAACACAUUGAACGAAAAAGAUAUCAGACUAUUAUUGGACUUAGCAAAAUUAGCUUCUGUUUAUAGACUUGGUUCAACCGCAGAAUAUAUUUUGCUAAACACAUUUAUUUCUUUCAUAUACUCCAACAAGCAUAUAAAACUAUUAUUAGAAUACUGUGUGUCAGAAAUGGAAACUAUUUAUUCUCAAUGUUCUUUCUUAGUAUCACCACCCUCAAAACACACCGUUCAGGAGAGUUCUCAUCCUUAUCCAGAUGACUCUUAUCUUUCUGGAUAUGUAUCCAUACCAAAUGCAAUUGCUUUGUACAUUGAGUUCAACCAAAACUGUUCAACUGAAAAACUCAAAGACACAUUAACAUUAAUGGAUGGUGCUGAAAAUGUUAUCAGUGUCCGAUCAGGAAGAGAUACAGAAUGGGCUACACCAUUAUUCAUUCUAGGUGAUGAACUUCACUGGAAAUUUAUGAGUGACAAAUCUGUAAAUGGUUGGGGCUGGCGUUUUGUUGUAUAUCCAAUUAUGCCUUUAACAAGACAAAGUGGAACUGAUCGUGAAGUACUUUCUAGACCUUGUUUACCUAUUGUUCGUAGUCUAUUACACGAAUGUCUUAAGCGACAUAAUGAUAUAUCGCUUACUAAACGUCUUACUAUAACAUUAAUGAUGUCAUUACAUUUAACUACACUGACUCUUGAAGAAAGAAUUUGGUGUAUUAAUAAUCUAAGUGGAAUAUUCAAAAACAAUCAAAACCUGGCAUAUGAAUUAUUUAUUUUGCCAUAUGGAGAAGGUAAUAUAGCUGAUAUACUUGUACGUACUGAACGUUUAAUGUUUAAGCAGUUUGAAUACGAAGAAACAGCUGUAUUAUCUGGAAAGCAACUUUGUUAUUCUGAAUAUUUUAAAUCUUUAGUACAUAUGAUGAAGUGGCUAAAUAAAAACUUCCAAAGUUGGUCAUUUGAUGCCUCAUGGUUUGUUGAUUAUUGUUUUGGCAGCGAUGUUGCAAGUGCUUUGAUUAAUCGAGAACAAUUACCAGAAGAUUUUAUUAAUCAUUUGCAUAAAAAAAUUGAAUGCAUUGAUAAGAAUUACAAAAGAGAUGAUGACCAUAUAUUUAUAGACAACUUAAAAUUUACAAAAGAACAUGAUGAACAGUUAUUACAGUGGUUGAAUAGUAAACCUGAUAAUUGGAAUAUGGCUUGGGGUGGAAAUGGUCAAGUUGUAUAUGUUUGGGGUCAUAAUCAUAGAGGUCAACUUUCAUGUUUGGAGUCUAGUCAAGUAAAAAAACCAAUUGCAUGUGAUUCUUUGUCUUUUUUAAAGCCUGUUCAAGUUAUUGGAGGAGAGCAAACUAUGUUUGCAGUUACUUCAUAUGGAAAAGUGUAUGCAUCUGGAUAUACUGAAAGCGGACGUCUUGGUAUUGGUCCUUAUAAUGCCAAAAACCCAUAUGUUGUUACUCCUCAACUUGUCCUAGGUCUUAAUAAUAUUAUAAAGGUGUCUGUCAAUUCAGGAGGUCGUCAUUGUUUAGCUUUAACAUCUAAUGGAGAAAUUUAUGCAUGGGGUGAUGGAGAUGAUGGAAAAUUAGGACUUGGCAAUAGAGUUUCCCAUUCGAAACCUCAAUUAGUCCAAAGUUUGAAUGGUAAAUAUAUUGUUGAUAUUGCUUGCGGUGGUUUUCAUUCUGCUGCAAUUUCUCGUUAUGGCCAUUUAUAUACUUGGGGUAAAGGACGAUACGGGCGUUUAGGACAUGGCGAUUAUGAGGAUUAUUUAUACCCAAAAUUUGUUCAAAGUUUAUUGAGCUAUCAUGUUGUGAAAGUAGCUUGUGGAAGUGGAGAUGCCCAAACAUUAUGUAUCACUUCAGAUGAUAAUGUUUGGUCAUGGGGAGAUGGUGAUUAUGGAAAACUUGGACAUAAUGUUUCAGAAUCAUGUAAAUUUCCUUGCAAAAUUGAAUCCCUCUCGGGCAAAGGUAUUAUUCAAAUUGACUGUGGAUCACAAUUCUCAGUUGCAUUGUCAUCAAAUGGAACAUUAUACACAUGGGGUAAAGGUGAUUACUUUAGACUUGGCCAUGGAAACAAUGAUCAUGUGCGUAAGCCAAAACCAGUUAGUGGACUUCAAGGCAAAAAAGUUGUUCAAUUUUCUACAGGAUCAUUACAUGUACUAGCACUAACCGAUGAUGGAGAAGUGUAUGCCUGGGGUGACAACGAUGAGGGUCAAUUAGGUGAUGGCACAGCACAUCCCAUAUCAAGACCUCGCCCUAUAGCUGCUCUUAAAGGUAAACGCAUUCAAAAAGUGAGUUGUGGAUCUGCUCAUUCAUUUGCAUGGACCAAUGAAGAGGCUUCUUAUAAAGAAAAUGCAAUUCCAUCUAUAAUACCUUUGGAAUAUGAUUUACUACAAGAAUUCAGUAUAAAUGAAUUGAGAAAUCGGUUACUACUUCUGCAUCAUUUCUCAACCAUAGUUAACCAAACUAUUUUAUUAUUCUUGCCAAUACAAGGAGACUUAAGUCUAGAUGCAAUACGGCCAUAUAUGGUGUAUCCAGUGAAAGAAGGCAUUUUUAAAAAAGUACUUCAGUUAUCCAUGGUGAGAGAACAACGACAUGGACCAAUGUUUGAAUUAAAUAGAAUUAAAACACGCAAAACACGAAAAUCCACUGGACAUAAUUAUACUCAUACAGUAUUUGGACAAAUGGUGAAUAACAUGGACUUUUUAGAUGAAGAUUCCUUAUUCCUGUAUCAUCGUAUAUGGAAAGUUCAAUUUGUUGGUGAAAGUGUUGAUGAUUAUGGCGGUGGUUAUAGUGAAAGUAUAGCUGAAAUUUGUGAAGAACUUCAAAAUGGAUCUCUACCAAUAUUAAUACAAACACCUAACGGUCGAGAAGAUACCGGUACUAGUCGAGAUUGUUUUAUAUUAAACCCAUCAGCGACAACCAAAUUGCAUAUGAAAAUGUUUGAAUUUCUUGGUGUAUUAAUUGGAAUAGCAAUACGUACUGGCAGUCCAUUGAGCUUAAAUCUUGCUGAACCCAUGUGGAAACUAUUGUGUGGCAUGAAACUCUUGCCUACAGAUUUAAUUGAAAUUGAUAAAGACUAUGUUCCUGGAUUACUGUACAUUCGAGACUUGGAAGGAGAAGAAGAAUUUACAAACCUUGAUCUAUCAUUUUGUACUACAUCCUCUACUGGUUGCACAGUUGUUUUAAGCACUGAACAUAAACAUGUGACCCAGUAUAAUAAACAUGAAUACAUACAAUCCUGUUUAAACUUUCGAUUACAUGAGUUUAAUGAACAAGUGAAAAUUGUGCGAAAUGGUAUGGCAAGAGUUGUACCAGUGCCAUUACUAUCUUUAUUUACAAGUUACGAGUUAGAAGCCAUGGUGUGUGGAUCACCAGAAAUACCCAUAAAUAUGUUGUUGAGUAUUGUCACAUACAAAGGAGUUGAAGCUCAUGAUAAGUUAGUGCAAUGGUUUUGGGAAAUUUUAAGUGAAUUUACCAAUCAAGAACGAUCAUUAUUCCUAAGGUUUGUUUGGGGACGUACAAGACUACCAAGAACUAUUGAACAUUUUCGUGGCAGAGAUUUUGUUUUACAAGUUAUUGAUCGAUAUUCACCAGCAGAUAAUUUUUUGCCUGAAAGCUAUACAUGUUUUUUCCUUUUGAAAAUUCCUCGUUAUACCAAUAAAGAUAUAAUGAAUGAAAAACUCAAGUAUGCCAUUCAUUUUUGUAAAUCAAUUGAUACUGAUGAUUAUGCCAGAAUUGCAUUGCCCAGAAGUAUGGAAGAGUCUUCAGUGGAUACUGACAGUUUAGUCAGUGAAGAUGAAUCUUAAAAAUCUCAUUAUUCAACUAAGAAAUAUUUUUUAUGUAUUUAAAACCUAUUGU
Messenger RNA from Sipha flava (yellow sugarcane aphid), 13571 nucleotides. RefSeq names its product E3 ubiquitin-protein ligase HERC2 (gene HERC2). Gene Ontology annotation, biological process: protein ubiquitination. The record is from RefSeq and is a predicted model, not a curated record. NCBI's taxonomy places the organism in Eukaryota, Metazoa, Arthropoda, Insecta, Hemiptera, Aphididae. Gene Ontology annotation, molecular function: metal ion binding; ubiquitin-protein transferase activity. Bases 299 to 13519 code for a protein of 4406 amino acids. The transcript is spliced from 76 exons.